Molecule: messenger RNA, 420 nt
Organism: Gekko japonicus
Lineage: Eukaryota; Metazoa; Chordata; Lepidosauria; Squamata; Gekkonidae
Gene: AGRP
Product: agouti related neuropeptide
Exons: 4
Coding region: 1-420 (139 amino acids)
Biological process (GO): positive regulation of feeding behavior; hormone-mediated signaling pathway; neuropeptide signaling pathway
Cellular component (GO): extracellular region
Molecular function (GO): type 1 melanocortin receptor binding; neuropeptide hormone activity
Source: RefSeq, a predicted model, not a curated record
AUGACGAAAAAGGGAGAAAAAGAGAGGGGCCCGGGGAAGGAGAGAUUUGAGCAUGACGUGAGGUUUCCAGUUUGCAGUGGGAUCCAUUCUGGAGGAAGCGGGAAGGGCCGGCUACCCAAGCCUUCUGCAACUGGUCAAAGGGCACCCCCAGAUUUUGAACAGCUGGCCCUGGAGGUUCCAAUAGCCCAAGAUGACCUUGUGCCAGAAGCCAGCAUGAUAGAGUCACAGAUGCUGUCUUCAGCCUUGCAGGUGCAGGGACGGGAGGAGCGCUCCCCAAGGAGAUGCGUCCGCUUGCAGGAAUCCUGCCUUGGCCACAAACUCCCUUGCUGUGAUCCGUGCGCCACUUGCUACUGCCGCUUUUUCAAUGCCAAUUGCUUUUGCAAAAAAUUCAGCAGCACUUUUCCAUGUGGCAAGAACUAG